AUGCUCGCAGCCAUCUUGGCCGCCAGCUGUAAUCACUUUUUCAGAUUGAGAGGCUUUCAAGAUGCGCGGAACGCAGCCACAGAAGCAACUGUCCAGAGCCUGUCACGGCUUCGUGAAGCUAUCCCGACGAGCAGGUUGAGGGGCGAGAGUCCGGCCUUAUUGGCUACAUCACUAAUGCUAGCGACAACCUGUCUUUGUGUCGGAGACACAAGUACUUAUCGACAACAUCUCAACGGAGCUCUCCAUAUUGUUCAGAGGGAUGGCGAACAGCACCAGUCAGAUCCUUUGUGGUCGCUGGGCCUCAAAUGGCUCACGCACUUGAUCCUGAUGAACAGGAUCUCUGGGCUGCCGUUGCCCACACAACAAAAGACCGGUGCACUUGACUGGGCUCCGUUGCUCAUAAGUCUUCCAGGGCCGGGGCAGAUCGACCCUGUAACGGGUCUAUCGUUGGACAUCGUUACGAUACUUGACGAGAUUUGCGACCUAUCCGACACGCCAUCUUGGCCAACGAAACAAUCACCGUCACCAGAUAAAAUCUCCGGAAAGGAUCAUGAUACAGACGCAGUAUUCGCUGUUGACUUUCCCAGGGAGCGGUCACUAGAAUUACUACUCCUGUAUCUCAAAAACCAGACGCCAUCCCCUGACUCUUGGACGGAACUCGAUUACAGCCACUACAUGUUUAUCAAUGCAGCCCUCAUCUCUCUGUACCGUCGCGUUGAUGGUCUGCCAAAAGAAGACGACAAGGUCCAACAUGCAGUUGAAUCCAUCAUCGACUCACUACGACACAUCGAUCAGUAUGCCGAAGUCAACAUUCCGCUGCUAUGGCCACUUCUCAGCGCAGGAUGUGAAGCCAUGACGGAUGAUCAACGAUCCAUGAUUGCGAGCAGAAUGAUGGCGAUGACAUCACAUGGACUGGGUAACUGCCGGAUUGUCCAAGGAUUCAUGAAACAAUACUGGGAAAGGGGAGGAAGCCUGAGAUGGGACAGGUUCGCAGAGCAGAUCGGGGCUGAUUUGGUCUUAUUCUAA
Molecule: messenger RNA, 1026 nt
Organism: Colletotrichum gloeosporioides
Lineage: Eukaryota; Fungi; Ascomycota; Sordariomycetes; Glomerellales; Glomerellaceae
Exons: 1
Coding region: 1-1026 (341 amino acids)
Biological process (GO): positive regulation of transcription by RNA polymerase II
Cellular component (GO): nucleus
Molecular function (GO): transcription cis-regulatory region binding; DNA-binding transcription factor activity
Source: RefSeq, a predicted model, not a curated record